Moneuplotes crassus is the source of this 4724-nucleotide messenger RNA. The record is from the annotation of a GenBank genome assembly. NCBI's taxonomy places the organism in Eukaryota, Ciliophora, Spirotrichea, Euplotida, Euplotidae.
AUGAGUGAACAACAAUGGCAGGAAGAAAUAGCGUACCAUGACAAACCAACAUCAUUACUGGAGCGAAAAGAGUUAAUCGAGUGGGUGAAUAACCUUGAGAUUCCAGAAUGUAAGCAAGCAAACUCCUCAUUAUCCUUCAAGAAUGGAGUCCUGUUCUGUCUGAUAGCAGAUUUUAUAAAGGGUGGAGGCAAUGCAAAUAAUUUCCUAAGCUCUGUAAUUAUGGAUACAAAUGAUGACAACGCAUCUAUAUACAACAUCACACUAGCGUGCAGAGAAAUAGCAGAAAUUUGGGAGGAUUUCAACCUCAACCCUGAACUCGUAUAUUGAGAUGACGAAGAAGUCUUUCGCUUUUUAAAGAUACUCAGAGACCUUAACUUCAUUGUCCAAAAUGAUACUGCUGAAAUAGAGCGGAUGAAUAGAAACUCCUACGGUGGACCUGUGGAAUUAAGUGAAGAGAGUCAGAGAGAAUCCGAUAAUUUUGAGAUGAAUGAUAUUCAACAAAAUCAACCCAUUGACGCUUGAGAGGAGUUUAGAGUUAUAAACCAAGAGAAUUUAAAGCAUAAAGAAGAGAGUUCAAAUAAUUAUGAUUCACUUAAUGAAGCCAAGGAUGAUGAAAUUAAUGAUAUAAGGGAAAUAGAGGAGGAGCUUAAGCGGAAUAAUAUGGCUGCUAGCAAUUCUAAUUUCUUCAAUUCAAAUCUAGAAGAGCCAAGCCCAGGUAAUGAAGAAAUCUAUGGAUGAUAUCAUAAUAAUAUGAUAAAUCCAGGAACCAAUAAUCAGCCACCUCCUUUACCCAGGAUGGGAAUAAUGCAAUCGAGGAGCCAUCAGAAUUUUAAAAUAUCUGAUCCUACAAAAUUCAUUAAUGACUCAAAUAUGCCUGUUCCUUUGCGUGAUUCGAUGGCGAGUUCGACCCCUAAGGACUAUAACUUCGCUCUCCAUGACCAAAUUAGCAUGUUUAGUAGUCAAGAUAGAGGAAAUACUUAUCAAGCACCAAACCAGAUGAAUAUAUCAGACAUUGUGGAAUACAACAGAGAUCCUGUGAGCUAUCCCAGACAACCUUAUUUCGUAGAUACUUUGGAGAGAGACAACUCUCAGUGCAUGAGUGGUCAUAAAGCUCCUACAGUUUAUACAGAACCUCCUGCUCCAAAUUAUCAUUCCUUUAAUCCAGAGGCUUCAAAGACAGAGGCUGGUGAGACAAACGCUGAGACUAAUAAUGACCCUAACAAUCCCUUUGGUCAUGAUAGAAAGAAUCUAUUUAGUAUUGAAGAUCUCAAUUCUAAGGAAGAUAGACCUCUUAAAGAGAUAAAGGUUCAGGCUUUAUCUCAAAGAGAAGAUUCUGGCAGUCGGAAGAGACAUAAGGUCAAGCCUUCUGAUCUCCCAAUGACCACUUAUAAAGCUCAAAAGCAUAAGAAAUUGAUUGAAGAGGGAGAUAGGUAUAAUACAGACUUAAUCUCAGCAGAUUCUCCAAUGAGGCACAUGUUUGAGAGCAAGAGAAAGCCCUCUCGCAGGAACUCCAAGAGUAGGAAAGAAAUAAUAGAAGAAUUCAACUUCUUUGACUUACACUUAGACCACCAUACCCAAGUUACUCUCCCAAUGCUAGACUUAGUAUGGAGAAGAGAAGAUGGAACUAGAAGGAAAAUAAUAGAACCAUCCAGACCUGAAGAUCAAAUUAUAGACGAGAUUGAGCCACCGAAAGUUCACCAGAGCAAGAAUGACGCUUUGAGUAAGAACAUGAAUCAUACUGUGAGUACUCAGAGAAGAUCAAGGCCAAAAAGAAAUAAGCCUUUGAGAACAGAAAGGAAUAAUUCCCACCGCCCCCAGAGAAGAAGUCUUUUGAGGCCAACCCCUGUUAAGAACAACAAAAUUGUAAAGGAUGCAGGGGAAUCUGAAGAAGAUAUUAUCAGUGAAAUGAGAAGUCUUACUGUCAGGCCUGCAGAUAGAGAUUUAGAGGAGAAUCAGAUGCUGAAGACACAGAAUACACAGAAAACACAAAAUACUGCAAGAAUUAGGUCAAGGGAGAUUCAGGAUGAUGUCCAAGUUGACCAAGUUAAUCCAAAAUCGAAAAUCAAGUUGUUGAAAUGGCUUGAAAGCAUCAAUCUUAUCAGGAAAAACGCGGUAGCAAUCCAGGAGUUUCCCCAGUUCUGAAGAAACGGAGUUAUCUUCUUUGAUUUGGUUAACAAGCUAAGCGGGAGAAAUCAGGUAUUAAAAGGAGUUCAUAGAAAUCCUAAGAAUGUAUCUAGUAUCAAUGCUAAUUAUGCCAAAGUAUUGGGCUAUCUCAGAGAGUUCCCAAAAAUGAACUCAAGAUAUCUCUGGUCUGAGAACCUAAUGAUGGAAGGAAACAAUGAUGUCAUUUGGGGUUUCAUUGAGGAUAUAUGGUACUGGAAGCAAAACAAAAUUUCCCCAUCCGAUCAGUCAAAAAGGAACAAAAGAAAUGAUAUUAAUUCCUGAUUGAAAUCUGACAAUGUAAACUCAAGCUUCAGAUCUGCAAGUUAUGGGGUAAAGAAUUAUGAGUCCAAUGAAGAGGAAAGGACUAUAAGAAUUUAUAAUGAACAAGACCCAGUUAUGAAUAAUGAAUAUGAUGAGAGAUCCAGGAAGGUUUCUCCUGAGACCAACACAGCUUUUGACCACGAAGACAUUGGAGCAUAUGAAUCUUCAACUAAAAGAGAUGUGAGACAUAACAACAUUCCAAAAGCUCAGAACAAUAUUUCCAAUAUUAGUUUCAGUCAUGAUAGGUUUAGGAGAAAUUCCUAUAGCUCUGCUAAAAAGAAGAAGGAUUUAAGCAGGAAUUCAGCUUCGAAAAAGGGAUAUAGUUCAUCUAAAAACUCAUUAAAGAACUUGUAUAUAGUAAAUAGUUCUAAGCAGAGUCCUACUUUCAGACCGAAUCAUCAGAGUACUUCCUCAUUGAAGAGGAGCAAGAGAACAAAGAAGUCAAUGAAGCCUCCUAGGAAGAAGAACUCGAAUAUGAUUGGGAAGAGCAAGGAUGGUUACCCAAUCUAUUCUAGAUUUGCGCUUGCCAACAUGACUCUUGACUACUCAAAUGAUAGUAAAAUCAAAUAUCAAUGCAAAAGGAUCAGUAAAGCUGAGGAAGAGAAAACAAAGCAAUGGCUGAGGAGAAUUAACUUCCAUUCUUAUAUCCCAGAUGGCACCAAGGACUUACUAGAUGACCCUGUCAGGAAUGGAAUUCUUUUCUGUGAGCUUUUAUGAUUCCUCGAGAACAUCAAGCUUUUCAGCAUCUGAUUUUCACCUAAAACAAUGAAAGAUUGAAGAGAUAAUAUUGACCAAGCAUUUGCUAUUUGAGAACAAAUCGAGCAUUUGAAGGAGAGAAUUCCACAAAAUUUCUUAGCUAAUCGUGAAAUGGUUCUUAAAGGAGACCAUGCAAAUAUUUGGGGUCUUUUGGACUGCCUUAGAAACUUAUACCCAGAUAUAUUGCCUCGGGAGCAUCUAGCUUACCUUGAAAACACCCUUCCAUACCUCCCAAAAGAGUUAGUUGCCUUGGAAGCGUCACUUUUGAACUGGAUACAUAGUUGUGGAGCCUUGAAGAGCUAUAAAGUGCCUCCUACCAGCUUACUCGAAAUUGAAGAAGAUCUGAAGAAUGGAACAUUGUAUUGAAGAUUAGUUCAAUUUAUAUUCAACAUAAAACUACCUGGAGUUUUUGCAGAUCCAAAGAGCGAGAGCACCAAAAUCAGUAACUUAAGGAAGGCAUUAGAAGUGCUCAAGAAAGAAAAGAGUAUGUCCCAAAAAUACACUUGGUCUGAAAGAGAAAUCUCUAAAGGAAGUAGAGAGCACAUGAUCGGCCUGCUCGAAGAUAUGCAUAUCCUGUUUGAUGGAUACCCACCAAGGCAGACAGGCCGAAAGUAUUUUGAAAAUGGACCUCAUCUUGGCAAGGUUUAUAACCAAAUGAAUCGAAAGCCUUUCUAUUACCAUGAAGAGAAGAAUGAUACUUUUGACCUUGACCUUGAAUCACACCCUGAUCAGGGUGAACAGAAGGAAAUCAUUAAAGACUUUUUGGGAGAGGCGAGAAAGAAGAAAAUUCUAGAAAAGAAACAAAUGAAUAAGACUAAUGAUCUCCUUGCAGGUACUGAAGGGUCAGAGAGAAAUUUAAGAAUGAAUACAAGCAGAGAAGAAGAGAAAGGAAUUAAUACAGAGAGACCUCAUAGAAAGCAUGAGCAAGUACCAUCAAUACUGAUUAACCAAAAAGGGCAAAAUCUUGGCAGUCCAGUAAUGAAGAUAAAAGAAAGAAACCAUAAUUUUAAAGUCUCACCGAUCCGAAAUGAAAGAGAAGACAUGAGUACUUUUAUAGAUAAUGAAAUUGCAUUAUCUGAUGAGAAAACUUACCACGCCCAUAAAAAUAGCCAUUCUCAUAACAACCAAAUGAGCUCUAAACAUGUCAGCAAUCUCUGCUCGCCUGAAUCCCACACUUUCUUGCCCAAUAAGAGAAUCACUGAAGAGUCAAUGGACUACACAGAAAAAUCCAGGAGCGAGGAACUUGAAGAGCUUGGAGACAUUACAAAGAGAGCUCACCAGGACUACAUGGAUCAGAAGAACAAGUACAACGCAUUCAGGAAGAACCCAUUUUCAAUCGAUACGACCAAAACAGACAUCGAUCCAUUCAAAGAAUUCAUCGACAGGCACAAAAACAAACUAACCUCCAGAGGAGAGAAGAGUAUUUUCCAAAAGAUGUACAGUGACUACUAAACUACCUCAAUCACAAUUUCAGUCUUAAUUUC